AUGGCAUCAACAAUCACGGAAGCUCAGGCGGAGCUGAUUCGGUCCCUUGCGCCCGACGAUAUCCCAAUCAAGUUGCGAUGCGCGAUCUGUAGUAAGCUCGCGGUCAACGCCUACCGUCUUCCUUGUUGCGAACAGGCAAUAUGCGAAUCAUGUCAAUCCAAUCUGCCCGCGUCGUGCCCUGUUUGCGAACACUCACCCUUGUCCGCCGAGGAUUGCAAUCCCAACAAAUCUUUGAGAACCACAAUCAGAGUCUUCCUGCGCACUGCGGAGAAGAAGCGCGAGGCAAGCCGGCCGAAGGAAGACAAAGAUUCAGAACCAGCGACGCCAGUCGAGGCGCCUAAACAGACUCUCCCUACAACCGAAACAUCUGUAGUCGAGACACCCAUAGAACAGAAUUCAGGGGUCAACGCACCAUCAGGACAGGUUGAUAGCGCCGACAGAGUUAAUGAAGGCGCUAAUCCUCCACGCGUAGACCAGGAGAAUAUUACUCAUCUUGAUGACACUCCUGCUACUGAGAGUCCUCGGCAAGUCGAGGCAGGUGACGCUCAGAGCGCGCCUGUCGAGGGCAGCACAGAGGAAGCACCCAUCGAACACUCUGAUGAGCAGACUCUUGUGAUUCAAAAUGGCGAAGAAAACGAACAACAAAUGGACGACGAAAACGACGAAGAUCAAGAGAGGCCCGAUUCCGAGUCAAUGAACGGCAAUUUUCCCAAUGGCGCAUUUUCUGGCUCUGGUGAUUUCAAUCAGAUGCAAAUGAUGAUGGCUAUGCAGAACGGUAUGGCGCCGAACUCUUUCGGUGGCUUUCCCAUGAUGGGUAUGCCGGGCAUGGGCAUGGGCAUGGACCCAAUGACGAUGCAGAACAUGUACAUGAACGGUGGCUUUCAAGGCAUGGGCAUGAACGGCAUGGGUGGCUUUGGAGGUGGAUUUGGCCAAGGCUCCAAUAAUAACUGGAACGGUUCACAGUCGUGGAAUUUCGACCAGAAUAAUUUCAAUCAAAAUGGUCCUGGCAUGGGAACUGGUGACUUUGGAGGCUUUAACUCAGGAUUCCAGACAGGAUUCAAUCAAGGUAAUUAUGGUCAAUUCAAUGACUAUCGCCGCAACACUUUCGGACGUGGUCGGGGCCGUGGCCGUGGUUACUACGGAGGAUAUGGCCGUGGAGGUUACCAGUUCGGAGGCAACGCAAACUACCAGGAUCAGACCCAAGGUCAAUUCUCGCAAGUUGGACCUGGUCAGAAUGGCCAGAACAGUGUCGAUCAGGGUGAUGCUCUGCAGCAAGUUGAUGAAAGCGGUCAACCUAUUCAGGGCGAUAGCACUGAAGGGGCUGCCAAUGCCGGACAAGCUGAUGGAUCCAGUGAGGCCAUAGGCAAUGCGGAUGCCACUACCGGUGAUGCUUCCUCUACAACACGUAAUAUGGGACUUGGAAACGCAGACCUUGCUCAGGGUAAUGUUUCCGGUGCUGUUCGUCCAGUUGCAGCCCCUGAUGUUCCUUUGAAUGCGCCUACUGGGCCCAAAGCUAUGAGACAGGGGCUCCCUAACACAAGUCUUCAUCAUCUUCGAGCACGCGGUUACCAGGUGGGAAGUGAAGUCCCUCCCUCUAAGCCUACUGGAGCGAGAGAUAGCCCGGCAGAGCGGGGCCGAACCCGGUCUAGGAGUAGUUCUCCAGCUCCAAGCCGUGCUGACGCUCGUGAAAAGGACAAGGAUCGCGAGUCUCGUCACGAGCAGAGCAAAGAGCGACCUCACGAUCACGACAAACGCGACCGAGACCAAGACCAAACAGGAUCAGCAUCUCGAACCGUCAGCAGGAGUCGUAGUCGCAGCAGGGGACAUCGAAGCUCCCGUCGACGUAGGCGUCACCGCUCAGAGUCUGUUGAGGACGAUGGCUAUGAUGACGAUUCGCGACGCAAGAAGCAUAGAAGCCGGCGUCACUACCACGAUGAUGAAGAGUCUUCACGUUCCAAGGACAAGGAUAAGGAUGAAAAAUAUACUGACCGAAACCGUUCCGCAUCACCAGCUGAAUCCAAAAGAUCCAGCCACCGCAGCCGUCGAGAUAGAGACUCGGACAAGCGGAGGGAUCGAGAAAAGGACAAAGAUGAUGAUCGCAAAAAGUCCAGCCACCGCUCCUCGCACCGGGAUAGAGACUACGAUCGCGAGCGACGUCGGGAAAAGGACAGAGAUCGCAGUGACAAAGACCGGAAAGAUAAGGAUCGCAAAGAUCGAAAUCGGGAUAGGGACCGACGUGAUCGUGACCGCGACCGAGACCGAGACAGGGAGAAGGACAAAGAUAGAGAAAGUGGCAGAGACCGAGACAGACAACGAGAUCGCGAUCGCGAUCGAGGUUCGAGAUAUAGCAGCAGACGCCAGUCAACGGAUGCUGGAGACUUCAAGCCUACCUCUGGUCCUCGCGGUCACGACACGAAAUUGAAAAACAGCUCUUCGAGUCGCCCUGACAACUCAGGCAAAGACCCUCACACGCUUGAGCGUGAGGCCCGUGAUCGCGAGCGUUUGCUUAAAGAAGCGCAACGUAUCGCAGGUAUGGCGGGUUGGAAGCGCAACCGGGGCGAUGACGGCGACGAUACGGGCUCGCGCAAAGGUCGUCGGACGGGAUCCUCAACAUCUGCCGCUGCAUCGCGCCGAAGCGAAGCUAUCAACGGUGAUGACGAAGAGGAGAGGAUGCGAAGACUCGAGGCAGAAAGGGAGGGUGAUCGAUGGGGUUAG
Molecule: messenger RNA, 2715 nt
Organism: Fusarium redolens
Lineage: Eukaryota; Fungi; Ascomycota; Sordariomycetes; Hypocreales; Nectriaceae
Exons: 5
Coding region: 1-2715 (904 amino acids)
Source: RefSeq, a predicted model, not a curated record